Messenger RNA from Calypte anna (Anna's hummingbird), 7646 nucleotides. Its product is annotated as myomegalin. The record is from RefSeq and is a predicted model, not a curated record. NCBI's taxonomy places the organism in Eukaryota, Metazoa, Chordata, Aves, Apodiformes, Trochilidae.
ACCAAGAGGCCCAGCAUGACACCCUCCUAAAAAGGGGGGAUUGGUGGGGUGAGAAGCACUGAUGGGUCCGGGGCUUGAAGCAGCUGUGCCCCAGGAGAUGCGCUGAGUGAGCGGUAGAAGCUUCAGGAAGGUGUCUUGAGAACCCCUGGAAGUAAGUUGGGGCAGCGGGUGGGAGGGAGGAUGAAGGAAACCUGCCGGAUCUGCGGCCGGGAGCUGUGCGGCAACCAGCGGCGAUGGAUCUUCCACACGGCGGCCAAGCUGAACCUCCAGGUGCUGCUUUCCCAUGUCCUGGGCAGGGAGCUGUGCCGGGAUGGCAAAUCCGAGUUCGCUUGCAGCAAGUGUGCCUUCAUGCUGGACCGCAUCUACAGGUUCGACACCGUCAUCGCGCGCAUCGAGGCCCUCUCCAUCGAGCGCCUGCAGAAGCUGCUGCUGGAGAAAGACCGCCUCAAGUUCUGCAUCUCCAGCAUGUACCGCAGGAACAACGAAGACCCCGGUACCGAUGACAGAGCCGGGGAUGGACCGUGAUCUUUCCAACCUGCCGAUGUACGGUACGCGGCCCUUCUGCAGGAGGACUUCGCUUAUUCCGGGUACGAGUAUUGGGCUGAGCAAGAGGAGCACGGCCUGGAGCCACACAGCUGCCCACGCCACAGAGGGAGCGGGUAACCGCCCGCGGCGUGCCGGGGCUGUGCCGCCCUGCGCGUGGCUGAUGCGGACUACGAAGCCAUUUGCAAAGUGCCACGGAAAGUGGCCAGGAGCAUCUCCUGUGGGAUGUCCAGCGGUGGUCGACCAGCAUAGGGAACGAGGGGUCCUCCGGAUGCGACACAGCGGAGUCUGCCAGUGCCAGAGGGGCCCGUGGAUGGGGAAAGCAUGGAGGAAGGGACGCCGGCGUCCUCUGUUGAGUCCCUGGACACGACCGUGGAGGCGAGCCCUCUGCAGCAGAAGGAUGAAGAUUGCAGAUAAGGGGUUGAAAGGCAGUGGGAAUAUGAUGACUUCUCAGAUGACCGCAAUGACCCCGAGUCUUCGCAGAGUGGGAACAGGCUGGAGCUGGCCCUCAGCUUGAUCAAGGCUUUGGACUACAAACCCCUUCAGAGCCCCCGGGGCAGCAGGCUACCUAUUCCUGUGAAGUCCAGCUUGCCCCCUCCCAAGCUGAGACGUGACUUGGCAGAUGGCAGUGCUUCUGCCUCAGUGGGUGCUGGUUCUGCCUUCCUGAACACGGACAGAAAAUCUUUUUCCAGAGCUCUUUUGAGUCUUUCCCCGGAGAUUUCUGAACUGCAGGAGCUGUGGGAUGACAUCUGUGAGGAUUAUAUGCCACUGCGGGUACAGAAUUUGCAGGAUGAACAUCAUCAGCCAGCUCCAGGUGACCCUGCAGUGGGGGAGCACGUGUCCAACCUGUGUGCUGCAGAGCUGCAGGGAAAAAUCCAGCAGUCUGAAGCUGCCAACAAGUUGUUACAGGAAAAGCUGAACGAAUUGAAUUUUGAAUUAAAAUCUGCCCAAGAAACAUCACAGAGGCAGGAUCACACCAUCCAGAGUCUGAACGAGGCCCUGAAGAGCAAAGAGAAUAAGACAGAAGAGCUAUAUCGGAUCAUCGAGGGGCAGAACGAGACCAUGGCCAAGCUGCAGGACAUGUUACAGAGAAGCCAGCAGGGACAGUUGCAGAUGGCAGAGAGCACACUCUCACCCCAGGAGCAGCAGCAAAUGUCACCCCUGGAUCUUCAGAACACACUUUUCUGCACCAAGCUGGAGGUGCAGAAACUGAAAAGAGCUCAGCGCCAGAAAGAUCAUCAACUGGCUGAAGCCAGGAGAGCAACCCAGCACCUGGAGACCAUGGUGCGUGAGGAAGAGCAGCAGAAAAAGGCAACCUGGAAACACAACCAGGAGCUGCGUGCUGUGGUACAGCAGCUGCAGGCAGAGCUGCAGGACAAGGCUCAGCAGCUCCAAACUUUGGAGUGGGAGAAAUCCCGGGAGCUGCAGGCCCAGGAGCAGAGAGUUCAGCGUUUGAGUCAGCUGCUGGCUCGCAAGGAGCAGCUUCUUCAGGAAUCAAGGGAACUUCUGCAGUGCCAGCAAAGUCUGGACAAGAGCCCUGCAGCCAUGAAUGUCAUGUUGGAGAAACUGCAGCAGCGAGUCAGCGACAGGGAUGCUGCUCUGGAGAGAGCAGUAGAUGAGAAGUUCUUUGCCCUGGAGAAGAAGGAGCAAGAGCUGCAGCAGCUGCAUCUCUCAAUAAGGGAGCGUGGCUGUGACCUGGAGAGGUUGCGCAAUGUCCUGUCCAGCAACGAGGCCACCAUUCAUAGCUUGGAGAGCCUUCUGAAAGCCAAAACUCUGGAACUAGAGCAGGUCUCAGCAACCUGCCAAAACCUCCACUGGCUGAAGGAGGAGAUGGAGGCCAAAUCCCGCAGCAGGCAGAAAGAGCAGGAGGGGAUCAUCCAGCAGCUGCAGACCUGCCUGCAUGACAGAAACAAGGAAGUGGAGGAGCUUACAGCAACUCUGCUGUGCAAGUUGAGCCCAGGACAGAGAGAAGUAGCAGAGGAGCUGUGCUUGCGUCUCCAGCAGAAGGAGAAGAUGCUGCAGGAUCUGCUCAGUGACAGGAACCAUCAGACCAUGGAGCAUGAUGCUGAAAUCCGGGAGCUGCUGCAGGCCAUGAGCACCAAGGAGCAGCAGAGCCAAAUGGCUGCUGAGAAGAUGGCCCAUGCCUUGGCUGAAAGGAGCUCUGAGUUACAACUCUUACGCCAGCACGUGCUGGGGAAGGAGCCUGUGGGGACCCAGUCAGCUGGUGCCAGGCUGUUGAAGGAGGACAAACAGCCCAUCCAAGAAAUACUGCAAAGAGCUUCUGGAGCUACAGCCAUUUCCAGACCCCCACAGGUGGACAGCAGCUGCAGGACAGAGGGAAUUUCGACAUCAGCAGCAGAGCUGGAGAAGGAUCUUGUUAAUGCCAAAGAGGAGUUGGAGCUAAUGGCAAAGAAGGAAAGAGAAAGCAGGCGGGAGCUUGCUGCUCUCCAGGCUGUGGUGGCCACACAGGAGGAAGAGCUGCAGGUGCAGGCCUCAGACAUAGAGUCAUUGACCAGGACCAUCCAGAUCAAAGAGGAUCUCGUCAAGGAUCUGCAGAUGCAGCUGGUGGAUCCUGAAGAAAUUCCAGCCGUGGAAAGGCUGACUCAAGAAGUGCUGGUGCUCCGGGAGAAAGUGGCCAUAGCAGAGUCCCAAGGACAGGAGGCUACUGGGAACAGAAGGCAGCAGUUGUUGCUGAUGCUGGAAGGGCUGGUGGCUGAGAGGAACAGGUUAAAUGAGGCUCUGCAGGCAGAGAGGCAGCUCUAUGGCAGCCUGGUCAAGUUCCACACACACCCAGACAGUGCUGCGAGAGACCGUACCCUGCAGGUGGCGCUGGAAGGGGCCCAGGAGCUGCGGGGACAGCUGGAAGAAGCUCUUGGAAGAAGUUUGGAGCGUUUGAGCAGGCUGGAGACACAGGGCACCACAGGAGGUCAGGCCACAGGCUCAGAUGCUGAUGACACCAGCACCAACAGCAUCAAGGAGGAGGCAGCCCAUGGCGUGGCAACCCAGCAGAGCAGCCCCCAGGCCCCUAAGGAAAACCGGAGCACAGAAAGGACCCUGAUGGGGAGCCCAGCUCCUGCUGUGCCAGAGAGGGAGCUGCGGGCAGAAGCAGAGCUGCGGGACCUGAAGGCACAGCUGGAGGAAGCCGGCUUCUCCUCUGUCUCCCACAUCAGGAAGGCGAUGCUGAGCCUGUACCUGGAGAACGCCGAGCUGAAGGAGCGGAUGGGUGAAGCCACGUCGCUGCUGGAGAGUGGGGAGCAGGAGGAGGGUGGGCUGGGCAGCCCCCCAGCCCCCGAACCCUGCAGGCUCCAGCGGAAGAGCCAAGGUGCCCUUGAGGACCGCCCAGCCGGUGGCAGUGGGGGUGGCCAGGGAGUUCUGGCAGAGAGGGGACCUGUACCUGCUAAACGCCCAGCCCUGGAGGCACGGCCCCAGGAUGACACGCCUAAAAGACCUUGCCCUGGCACCCUGGGUGGAGGAGAUGGUAGCCAUGCGGAGGACACCGCGGGUGUUGGGGGCUGGCUGGGGCUGGGCACAGCAGAGCUGCACUCCCAAGUGGUGCAGGGGCAAAGGCACUGCCGAGAGCUGCAGGACAAGCUCGCUGCCUCCGAGGCCGUGGUGCGGGCACAAGCUGAGAAGCUGAAGAAGUACCACGUUCUGCUCCGUGAACCCCAAGCCCAGCAGCUCAGCAAGCAAGUUCAGGUGGACAUCCAGGACCUGGGCUAUGAGACCUGUGCACGGAGUGAGACCGAGGCUGACCGGGACGAGACAACCAGUCCUGAGUGUGAGGAGCCCGAUGUGUUCAGCGAGCCCAGCCUGGGUGAGGAGCCAGGAUCCCUGUACAAGCCAGGGGUGCCCAGGGUGGGCAAGGCUGCUCGGAAAACCAUGACACCAGAGGACGUGGGAGCCUUGCACCAACACAUCCAGGACCUCAAAGCACAGCUGCUCAACGCCAACAAAGUGAUACAGAACCUGCAGCGCCGUGCCCGAUCCAUCUCCCUCACCAGCGGCUACACCUCGGGUGCCGAGCGGGCCCCUCUGGGCCCCACGGCCCUGACCUCCCCCUCCCACAGCCUGACUGAUGAGGAUGAGGGCUGGCAGUCUGACGGCCGUGGCACCCUCUGCCCACCCACCCCACGGGCACACCGUGACCUGCAGCACCUCCUGCACCGCGUCGCCCUCCUGGAGGCGCAGCUGCCCGCCAGCAAGCGUGGAGGAGUUCUGCCCAAGGAGCUGCAAUCUGCCACUUGGCCUGGGAAGUACGACUCGCUGAUCCAGGCGCAGGCCCGGGAGCUGUCCCACCUGCGGCAGACGCUGCGGGAGGGCAGAGGAGUGAGCCGCAACCUGACCCAGCACCUGCGCGAUGCCCUGCAGUCCUUUGAGGACCUCCUCCGAGGCACUGACAUCGACUACUACCUGGGCCAGGGCUUCCGGGAGCAGCUGGCCCAGGGUAGGCAGCUGGCUGAGAGGCUCAGUGACAAACUGGGAACCAGAGAUCGACAGGAUGGGGAGGAUAAAACCAGCCACGAACUCCUGGCUCUGAGGCUUAGCCGGGAGCUCCAGGAGAAGGAAAAGGUGAUCAAGACCUUAGAGGCAAAGCUCCAGGAGCGCUGUGAUUCCCCAGGCAGCAGCUGCCCACCCUCAGAAUCAUCCUGCUCUGCUACCAGCACCUCCUUUGUGUCUGAGGGGCUGGAACCCUUCUCUGAUGGGGAUGUGGCCAGCGAGUGCAGCCAGUGCCACGAGGAGCCUGCCCAGCCCACAGGCCUUCACUUUGACUCCUUGCCCAAACCUGUUAGUGCCCCUCAGCCUGUGCUGCCCCCCUUCCUGCCUGCCGGCCCCCCCCCUCCUGUGGCUGCCCCGCUCCUGGGCUGCUGCAGGACCCCUGUGUGCUCCCUGGCCGAGGCACAGCAGGAACUGCAGGUGCUCCAGAGGCAGCUGGGAGAAAGUGUGACAUUGCCUGUGGCACCAGCAAAACCCACAGCCCCACUGGGCCCCUUUGGAGAGGGCAGCAAAGCCCCAGGAUCACUCUGCCCACACAGCACACUGCAGAGCCUGGCUAAGAUCCCUGGGGCCACCAAGCCCCAUGCCCUCUGGGAUGUACCUCCUCCUGGCCAGAUGCCUUAUGGGGCCCUGCCUUUGGGGUACCCCUCCAGCCAGAAGCUAACAGGGGCAGACCUGCUGGAGGAGCACUUGGUGGAGAUCCGCAGCCUGCGCCAGCGCUUGGAGGAAUCCAUCUGCACCAACGACCGACUGCGGGAGCAGCUGGAACGCCGGCUGAGCCCCCCCGGCAAGGGCUGCGGACUGCCCAGUGAUGUCUAUGGCCAGGGCUCAGAGCCAGGGCUGCAGGUGAGCAAUGAGAACCAGGCUCUGCGUGAGGACAACCGAACCCUGCGGCUCCAGCGUGACCACAUCUCCCAAGAGCUGGCACGGGUGCAGGAGGCACUUCUGUCUGCCUGCUCCCGGGUGCGGGAGGCUGAGGCAGAGCUGUGCCAGAGGCGCGGGGAGCAGCGGAGGCUGAGGGAGGAGCUUGCAGAACACCAAGAGAGCAUCCGGCAGCUCCGGGAGGAGAGGCAUUCUCUGCAGGAGGACAACAACAGGCUGCAGCACACUGUGACACUCAUGCAGCAGCAGUGUGAGGAGCACCACCUGCUCCUCCAGACCCUGCGUGCAGAGCUGAACGUCUACGAGAGCCUCCCUGGCCCCUCUGCUGAGACCCACGCAGGCUGCUUCCCAUCUCCUCCAGUGCGGGAUGUUGGCACAAGUUCAGCAGCUCCCCUCUUCUCCUCGCUGCCCUCUGACAAACUGGUGGCCCAGCAGAAGGAGGGUGGGACAGAACCAGCAGUGAGGAAGAGUGAGGGACCGACCGGGCCUCACAUCAUCGGCCGCCUGGACACAUACCGGGCUCUGGAGCAGCAUGUUCUGGAGGGGAAGGCUCUGGCCCAUGAGCUGAUGUGUCUCACACGCCCAGCACUGGGGCUGAGCAGCUGCCAGCUCCCGGGAAAGGAGGUAAAGUGUGGGCAGGACCGAGCUGGUGGCAGCCAAGGGUCAGACCCUGCUCCAUGGACCGUCCCUAAAGUGUCUCCUGAGCCCAGGAUGAGCCUCAGGGCUCACAGGGCUGGUGAGCAGCAGGUAGAGUCUGCUGCCAGAGCUGCCUUGCAGCAUGGGGCUGGGCAGGGUGAGUCCCUGGGUGCAGCAGGGUGCAGGUGCCCUGGCAGCACCCGCUCCUGCACCCUUCUCCCACAGACCUUGGGAUGGGCGGGCGCCGGGCACCUCUGGGGCAGUGCCAGCGCCCUGCACCGCAUCCUGGAGCAGUGUGCAUCGCUCCUCACUGCCUUCUGGGGCACCGUGCUGCCUGCCAGCCCUGCCAAGCACCAGGGCAAGGAGCAGGCGCUGCGGGGGGAGAUCGCAGCGCUGCGAGCUCAGCUCUCGGAGAGGGAGAAUGCUCUGCAGAGCACAGCCAGGCUCAAGGACAGCAUGGAGCAGUUCAUCGUGAGCCAGUUGACCAGGACACACAACGUGCUGUGCAAGGCCAGGACAAACCUGGAGGUGAAGGCCCACCAGCAGGUCUUGCCAGUUGCCUGAGCCCCAGGCAGGGUUGGGUGCCAUGCCCCAGGCCAUGGAACAGCCCGCUGGCUGCUGAGCCCUGCCACACCAGGAGGCUGGAGCAGACCCCCCUGCUACUGCCAAGGGCUGGAGUGGACAGGGGUCUGGGAUGGCCAGCUCUGCAGUUAGUGGGUUUGGGAUUCUGUGGUGGUUGAGUCCCCUCUGCCCAACGUUGCUUGGCAUCAGAGCAGCAGCAGCUGCUGGCUUGGCCUUGCCUGCCCCGUGCUUCAGUUCUUGUCCCUCUUCCAUCCACAGUGCUGAGUGGGGCAUCACAGCCCUCUGCACUGAGCAUCACUCACCCCAGGACUUGGUAACUCUGUAAUCCCACUGUGUGCCUGUCCCUGCUUAUGGAUAUAUGUAUAUGUAUAUAGACAGAAGUAUCAGAGCUGCUCUUUGGGGGCUCUCCAGGUAUGGGGGGGCCCCAGCGUGGGAGGAAGAUGUAAGAAAUGCCAUGUUUCUGUUCAGUGGCUGGAGAGUCCCCAAUAAAGGUUUCAUUUGGGUUGUGG